Messenger RNA from Anopheles darlingi, 4087 nucleotides. Its product is annotated as snake venom 5'-nucleotidase. Gene Ontology annotation, biological process: nucleotide catabolic process. Lineage: Eukaryota; Metazoa; Arthropoda; Insecta; Diptera; Culicidae. The record is from RefSeq and is a predicted model, not a curated record. The coding region runs from base 1033 to 3162 and encodes 709 amino acids. Gene Ontology annotation, molecular function: hydrolase activity. The transcript has 9 exons.
UUGUACGCUACACGCGGGUCCUUCAGUGUUUAGCUGCUGGUGCUCUUCUCGUGUUAGUAUUCCCGUCCCGGUAUCACCAACAGCAGCAUGCCUGCCGCGCUGCUACUCGUCCCAGAAGUAGCCGCCGUGUACGGUUGUGAGUGAGCGUUGUGCGUGCAUUGGUGCGUUGGUCGUGUGGAGGAAAUUCCUGAGCUCCGCGAUACCGCCAGGACCACACCAAUCGACCGACAAAACGACCCAUCUACCGACCUACCUUACCCGUGUUGAAACCCUGUACCGUGUGGCCUGUUGUGCAAAGAGAUGGUGUCCUAGGUAGUGCGGCCGCUGCCGUCUGAAUGCAGCUCAUAAUUGUGGAUGGCGAAGAUGAUGACACGUAUUUUGAAUGAGGGAAAUUCGAUUUUCAAGUCCAAGACUUGGUGAAACGACGGCAGUCAAUUGACUGCUUAGAAGCCGUCCUUCUAUCUCUAUAGCUAUAGGAGAAUCUUAUCUUGUCCCGCAGAUAACAUUCCCCCGUGCUGCGCUACGCCACGCGGAAAGGAGAACCAAAGAAAUGCGAGAGAAGAGAGAUAAUCAAAUCAUAUCUCUCAAACAGUAACACCAAUGGCUUUGCUAAUGCGCCAAUGCCACCGGGCAAGAUAUGCGCUAACACCGGGACACAACAUACGCCGCCGCGACAUACAUUGUUUAGCAGUGGAACAGUAGCGAGCACGUUGUUGGUUAUCACGCUCGCGAAACUCGCGGCACACACUUUACACCGACCGGAGUGGAAGGGUGUCUGUCCUUCGAGGGAACGGGCAAUCCCCUCCCAGCAUAUGCGUACGCAGCGACUGUCAGCUAGUUUCGCGACUGACGACGACGCCGCAGCAUGCUACGUUCAUUCGCGUUCGCAUCCCGUAGUGUAUUACUAUCGCAGUGAGCUGUGGCCGGAUUCCAGUUCAGUGGCGGCACACUUCAGAGUUCGACGGCGAGACCAUCCAUCUAUCACCGAGAGAUAUACACAUAACGUUGUUGGCUUGUUGGUUGGUUUGAAGCAUGGCUGGCUUCGCAACAUCAUCCCAGCAGGCCGCGCAGCAACAUCAGCAUCAGCAGCACCACCAACAGCAACACCCGGUGCGCUCCAAGUGGGGCGAUCUAGUCGACGCUGGCACCGGAAAUCCCCUCGAAACGGCAGCGGAAGUGUCGCAGGGGCUGAAACAUGUGGUCGGCUGGCUCAAACAGGCAUCCGUAGAGGUCCGAGAAGCGGGCAAACGGGCCGUCUCGCAGCUACAGAGCAACACACCGAACCUGCUGCACCUGCAUACCACUACGCUCAUCCGACAGCAUCACGUGCAUGAUCGGGAUACCGGCGGUGGAUGCACUAGUAGCAGCACCAGAGGAGGCAGCAGCAGCAACAACACCAUGGCAACCCACGAGGAUCAACUGACGCUGAUCCAUUACAACGAUGUGUAUAACAUUGACGCUAACAGCAAAACGGAACCGAUCGGUGGAGCGGCCCGUUUCUGCACUGCGGUUAAAUCGUUUGCCUCGCUCAAUCCGCUCGUCCUGUUUAGUGGCGAUGCCUUUUCGCCCAGUAUGCUUAGCACGUUCACCAAAGGCGAACAGAUGGUACCGGUGCUGAAUGCGAUCGGUACGCACUGUGCCGUGUUCGGGAAUCAUGAUUUCGAUCAUGGACUCGAUAUACUGACGGAUUGGGUGGAGAAAACCAACUUCCCCUGGCUGAUGUCUAACGUGGUUGAUAACGAGACCGGUCGGCCGCUCGGUGGCGGCAAGAUCACGCACAUUCUGCACCACGGUGAGGUAAAGGUGGGCCUGAUUGGGCUGGUGGAGAAGGAAUGGCUUGAUACGCUGCCGACGAUCGAUCCGAACGAAGUCACUUACAUUGACUUCAUUAAAGCCGGCAACCAGCUGGCCGAUGAGCUACACAAUCAGGGUUGUGAUGUGAUUAUAGCUUUAACGCAUAUGCGAACACCGAAUGAUAUUGAGCUGGCGAAACACAGCGGCCACAUUGAUCUCAUCCUAGGCGGACACGAUCACGUGUACGAGAUACUCAACAUUGAAGAUACUCACGUCAUCAAGUCGGGCACGGACUUUCGGCAGUUCUCCAAGAUUGGCGUCUGUCUGGCGCGCAACGAGAACGGCAAGCUCAACAUUAACGUAGAGAAGGUGGACAUCCAUUCGGGCAAGUACAGCGAAGAUGCGGCCUUGAAAGAGGAAUUGCGCAAGUACUCGGAAACGAUCGAGUCAAAGAUGGACGAGGUACUGGGUACGUUCGCGGUCGAGCUGGAAGGUCGUUUCUCGGCCAUCCGUACCUCUGAGACGAAUCUCGGUAACUGGAUCUGCGAUGUGGCACUCGCAGCGACCGGUGCCGACUGUGUGAUGAUCAACUCCGGCACGUUCCGAUCGGAUCAGAUUCAUCCGGCCGGUCCGUUCACGAUGCGUGAUCUGGUGAACAUCAUUCCGAUGCAGGAUCCGUUGAUAGUGCUCGAGGUGACCGGCAGCACACUGCACGAGGCGCUCGAAAACUCGGUCUCCACCUAUCCAAAGCUUGAGGGUCGGUUCCCACAGAUUGCCGGCAUGUCGUUUGCGUUCGAUCCCUCGAAACCACCGGGCAGGCGGGUCGAACCGAAGCUGGUGCGCGUCGGUGACGAGUGGUUGAACAUGGAGCAGAAGUAUACGCUAUGCAUCAAGAGCUACAUCUACGGGGGGUGCGAUGGGUACACGAUGUUUAAGGGUUGCCGGGUGCUGAUGGAUGACGAUGCCGCUCCGGAGCUCGGACUGGCGAUCCAGAAUCACUUCAAGGCGAUCGAUGUGCGGAUGGGCAAGGCACACCAUACGAAGCACCGUCAGUCGCUAGUCACACUGUCGCGCCGGCACAGUAUGGUGCAGAUGCUGGAGAACCUCGAGCUCGACGGUCCGACGCCGAUCCGGCGCAAGUCUUCCGUGACACCACCGAAGAUGGAGCACAUUAGCAACAAUCGGGGAAAGCUUCUCCGGCGUGCUUCAUUGGAUGAUCUGGAGCAGAACAGUUGUCAACUGGCACCCUCGAUCCAGCAUCGCAUUAUCGUAGUGCAGAACGAAGAUCACAUUCGCGAGAUGGUUCUGCGUCGGGAAACGAUCGAGAAGAACUCCGUCAUCAAGGAAACGGAUGAACUAACGCCAUAAGGAGGGAGUGCUGUGGUGUGCUGCUGAUGUGCGUAUGUAUAUAGCGAUGCCGGCCCGAUUAUUUCCCCAGCACACGCAUGAUGUCCCGAUGCUGUCGUCCGCUGUGGAUUGAUCAAAUUAGUUAACACAUCUAUGUAAUAGGGAUAUACACGUGGAAAUACCCAGUCUAUCGCGACCCCUUCCGCUGUUUGUUGUGCUUUGAAACCUGCCUCCAACCGAGAGAUUUUGUAUUUGUAAGGAGUUUUUCUUUUGUUUCGUUUGCCCAAAAGCGCUUCUGUUAUCGUUUCAUUCGUUUCAUUUCACACUGUACCCUACCCCAACAAACCAACGGAGGCAAAGACUAGAAUAUAAGAGUUGAUAAGAUGCGCUAGUGCUUUAGUGAGCAGUAUCGAAUCCGUCUUGAUCCGUGGUAGAGCCAACGACUAAGGUUAACAACACGCAGAGCCAUGAUAUCCUUCAAAAACCGGCCGGUCAGGCGAUAGCUUUAAACUGUGUUUAAUGUUGAAUUUAUGUUGGUUUUAACGCCGAAAUGCUGCUUGGCAGCUCGGUAGAAGGAAAGACAGAGGAUUGCGUAUAAAGGAGAAUAAUUAUGCAGCAUCUGCUGCUGCUGUUGCUUCUACUGUUAGCGGUCAAGUAGAGGAAAGAAAAAGAGGAUACGGAAUAGGCCAUUACUGCCGGUGGAAUUAGGUAGUUGUUUUUAACAAAAGGAUCCUAUAGUUACGUUUUGUUACGUUCUUGAACCAAGAUGUUAGACUGUGUACGCUCGCCAGCAAACGAUUAAAGGCAGCUGGCUAGAUGUAGGGCGUCCUCCUCCCGGGUUAUGUGGGGGAAGGUGUCGUCGAUAACUGUUUGAUGGCAGACAUAUAUACUCUAUAGGCGAGAAGCGAUAUUUUAACGAUGCACUAUACAUUUACGCCAACCACAA